This is a messenger RNA of Hypanus sabinus (Atlantic stingray), 3114 nucleotides long. Its product is annotated as 2-acylglycerol O-acyltransferase 1-like. Gene Ontology annotation, biological process: triglyceride biosynthetic process. The transcript has 7 exons. The coding region runs from base 161 to 1168 and encodes 335 amino acids. The record is from RefSeq and is a predicted model, not a curated record. Gene Ontology annotation, molecular function: diacylglycerol O-acyltransferase activity. Gene Ontology annotation, cellular component: endoplasmic reticulum membrane. NCBI's taxonomy places the organism in Eukaryota, Metazoa, Chordata, Chondrichthyes, Myliobatiformes, Dasyatidae.
CUGAACAAGAAAGAUUUAUGAAACUCCAGCAAAAUAACUUUAUUCGUUUAGCACAUCUCACAAAAUCGGAUUUCACAAUAUCCUUCAAUAAAACUCGUUCCCUUUAUAAACUAGGAAGACACCACCGAGCUGAGGUUAUUCGCAAGGAGCUGCGGCGAACAUGAAGAUUGAGUUUGCGCCUAUUAACAUUCCUUUUAAGAGGAGGAUUCAAACUUUUGCUGUGCUUCAGUGGAUCUUCACUUUUUUGUUCCUGGGUCAGUGUUGCCUUGCAGUCUUUGUACUUCUCAUCUUUGCUGGUUACUGGUACAUAGCUGCAGUUUACAUUGUUUGGUUGUAUCUUGACUGGGAAACACCGAAUCAGGGUGGUAGAAGAUCACAAUGGGUCAGAAAUUGGACCAUCUGGAAUUACUUCUGUGACUACUUUCCUAUUCAUCUUACAAAAACAACUCCUUUGGAUCCAAAAUACAACUAUCUGUUUGGAUUUCAUCCUCAUGGGGUGCUUGUAGCUGGAGCUUUUGCAAACUUUUGCAGUGAGUCUACGAACUUUCAAAAGUUGUUUCCAGGUUUGACACCGUAUCUGUGUAUGCUGCCUUUCUGGUUCAAGAUUCCUUUUUACAGGGAAUACAUCAUGUGUGGAGGUUUGGUCUCGUCUGUGAAGAGCAGUGCUUCUCACAUCCUAAACAGGAAGGAAGGUGGUAAUGUGGCUGUCAUUGUAAUAGGUGGUGCUGAGGAAUCUCUGGAUGCAAGACCUGGAGCACUAACUUUGAGAAUCAUGAACAGGAAGGGAUUUAUUAAAUUGGCUAUAAAAUGUGGGGCACAUUUGGUUCCAGUGUUUUCCUUUGGGGAAAAUGAACUUUUUAAUCAGGUAAAUAAUCCCAAAGGGUCAACUCUUCGAACAAUCCAAGAACGAUUACAGAAAUUCAUGGGGUUUGCUCUGCCAUUGUUUCAUGCGAGGGGUGUCUUCCAGUAUAACUUUGGGCUACUACCAUACCGGAAACCUAUCUACACUAUAGUGGGAAAGCCAAUUGUUGUGCAACAGAACCACACUCCUUCAAACCAAGAGAUUGAAGUGCUGCAUAGUAAAUAUAUUGAGGCAUUAAUUCAAUUAUUUGAAGAACACAAAGCUCAAUAUGGAAUUCCUGAAACAGACCAUCUGAUUUUCAGUUGAAUUUCUGAUUUGAGCACUUGAGUUAAAAAGCACAUUUAGUCCCAGUGUAAUGAAUAAUUUUGUUUUGAGCUGUUCAGUACAUAGUUAUAGAGAGAUCCCAGUUAAUUGAAUCAUUUUGGAGAUCUUUUACGCUCUUAUUUGCAGUAAUUGUCAAUGGUUUACAAACAAUUCUACGUUAACCACUAAGUACUAAUGUUGUCCUACUGGUGUAAUUUCUGUGUAUUGUAUUAGAUAUACAGCACUUUACAAAUGUUAGCUAAAGAGAUAUUUCUUUAUAAGGUUUACAAUUUUGCAACGUAAAAUUAGGUUAGUGUUUCCACAAUGCCAUCAACUGAAAUUGGGAUAAAAAAUGCUUAAUAUUAUGCAAAAAUCUGAAUACCUACCAACUGCAAAAUACAAUCUUUUAUACAAUCAUUAUAAAAGUAACUCCUUAAAGGGAGCAAAUAUGAGGAAAUCUGCAGAUGCUGGAAAUUCAAACAACAACACACACCAGCAUUUUGUGUGUGUUGUUCCUUAAAGGGAGGUAUGAAUAGAAAAUAUGUACUAAGAUAUUGUUUGACAUUAAUCUCAAAAGGUUUAAUUAUUGCAAAAUUCUUUUUACCAAGCAAUCGUAACUUGUAAUACCAUAUUAAUGGACCUUAGAAAGGAUUAUCUCUGUAUUGUAGUCUCUCACUGUUAUUUUCUUGACUCAAAAAAUUAAAAUCCAAAGGUUCAGUAAUUUUAACAGAUUAUAUUAGUAUUAAUAGCUCAUCUUUAAUCAUUUGUCACACUUAAGUAAGAGUAACUAUUUUGAAAUAAUCUGUGAAAGAAAGUAAAUGAUAGCUUUCUAAACAUUUUCAAUUAUACCUAAAAAUUUUAAAUUUGACAAAAAUAUAUUAAAAUAAAUUACUGUUGAGCUUGUGUGACAAAUCUGAUUUUUCAGAGGACUUGAUCAUCUUUUUGUAAUCUACUCAUUCUGUGUAGACCCAUGAGCAAAUUAAGUUUAUUAUUUAAGCUUCCUACUAUUCAUUUGUAUUAAAUAAACUCAGUAAAUCAUUUAAUUACUCCCUUUUGGGUUGUAUUACUUUGUUCUGCAGCAUAUUUUGUACUAAAAAUGAUUAAUUCAAGUAUUUACUUGUUAAUAAUUGUGUAUUCAAAAGUUACAGAAAUUUACUUCCAGGAUCAAAUUGUAUUAUCACAAGCAUUUGUUGUGAAAUUUGUCAUAUUUCUUAUGUACAUUUUCCUUUUCAUUUUGUAUGAUUUUGAUGUGGUUUGUGAAUCUCCUUACUGAGAGAGGAAACUGAUUCUUUUUAGUAAUUCCUAAAUUGUAGAAUGCUAAAAUGUCAUGGCCAUUACUAGCAAAUUAAAGGUGCUGAAUUAAGUGGAAGAUGCUUUUGUUUUAGCCAAAUACUGUAAAGGAAAUGAUGUAAAAGUACUGUUGUGAUGCGGUGCAGAAAAACCCUGUAUGGUGCGACCUGCUGACAAUGCAAGAAGGUGGAUAUGUGUAUAGAUUGGAAGGUGGUGGAGUUCUUCUGUUGUUUGCACUGGAUGUCUCUCUGCUCCUGACAAAUGAACUUGGGGAUCUCAGUACAAUCCAAAAUCCUUUUUCACCAUUUUGAGUGUUGCAGGAGACCUAUACAGAGAAUCCUGAGAAUCAUUUGUACAGUCCAUCUGGUAACCUCUGUGACCCAGCUUGGAAUAAAGAGAAAGUCGAGCAUUUGCCAAUGCCUGUAAUGAAGAACAUUAGACUGGAAAUACUCAUAUACUGGAAGGUGAAUUGACUGUUUCUUUCUCCACAGAACAAAAUAUUUCCAGCACUUGUGUUUUUACCUUCAAACAGAGUGCUUGCUCCUGGUAAAGAACAUUUGAGUCUAGUGAUGUAGCCUGUCCUUUGGAACUGACUAAAUGUAAUUAGAAGCUUUAAGAUGGGAAUGUUGGUUCAUUUAACCUGCAAUGAAUUAAACAGU